AUGACUACUCGCAACCCUCCCCAGUCUUUUAUUUCGAGUUAUGCUCCACGAUUGCGCACAUAUGCAAAUUCACUACUCACGCCCGUCAUACAACCAGCGACAGCUGUUGCGGCACCACUGGGUCGGACAACCAAGAGAGGAACUACGGCAGUAAAUUAUGCGGAGGAUGGAUACGACUAUGAGGAGGAUGAAGAUGAUGAAAACAAGAGAAGGCCUACGGGUUUAAGGAGUUUACGAAGGGAAGAUACUGGACAAGCAAAGCAAGAUCCCGCAGACAAGGUUGGCAAGGAAGCUACUGCGCCAGUAGAGGUUCAGGGAAUAUGGAGAGAUUGGAUGGGCAAGCAGAGGCCUUUAAAGACCGACAUGCAAAAUUAUGCACAAGUAGCAUUGCCAUUGACGUUAAUCCCGAUUCGAAUCGACCUUGAUAUUCCUUCCUUCACGCCUCCUGCGCCUCUACCAGUUCCUGUAAAUAUUCAAGUCUCAUACCCUACGAUUGAUACCUCCCUUCCUGUAUACAAGCCGCAAGAGUCAACAGUGCCGUAUCGCUUGAAGGAUGUGUUUUUGUGGAAUUUACACGAGACAUUGACGACCACAGAUCAAUUCGCGCAAACCAUGGUACAAGAUUUGGACUUACCAAACAGAGGACAAAUGGCGGCGGAGAUCAGCAAGCAGAUCCGUACACAGCUCGAAGAAUACGCUGGUGUGGCCCUUCAUCCCCUCUUUCAUUCACAGCAAACGGCAACGGCAAACGGCACUGUAAACACCAUCAAACAAGGACCAUCAUCUCGGGAUGCUUCAAACACACCUGCUGCUGCGAGUGGAAAUGCCACCCCAAUGCGAAAUGGUAUCGGUCAAUCUAAUGGAUUUUCAACCCCUGCUAAACCUACCACUGCACAAUCGCAAGAUAUUACCGCCACUGCUACCUCGAUACCACCCGAUUCUGAUGAAUAUAACCCGGAUGACAUGUACCGUUGCAUCAUUAAUUUAAACAUCAACCUCUCGAAUCAUCUCUACACAGACAGGUUUGAAUGGUCAUUACUACACCCUCCAGGGACAGCUGAAAUUUUUGCAAAACAGACAUGUGCAGAUCUUGGAUUACCUGGUGAAUGGGUCCCGGCCAUGACUCACGCCAUCUAUGAAGCAGUUUUAAGGCUGAAAAAAGAGGCAUGUGAAAGUGGUGGUUUGGUUGGUGGUUACGGAGGAGAUAUACCCAAUGAUGCUGCACAUGGCAAGGAUGCUGGAUGGAGAUAUGAUAAUGAACAUCUAGCAGAUGAAUGGGAGCCAAAGGUUGAGAUCUUGUCGAAAGAAGAAAUUGAGAAACGUGAGGGAGAUAGAGAGAGGCAAAUUAGACGAAUGAGGCGAGAAACCGCUCGAUUUUCCUCGAAUUCUGGGAUGGCAGGCGGUCUUCCGACGCCUAGUGAGAAUAGAGGAUACUUUGAUGAGCCACCAGCUGAAGAACGUAUGGGACGUGGUGAGAGGAGUAAGAAGAAGAGACGUUUUAGAAGUCUUAGUCCAUUGGGCAGAUCUGGGACACCCGGUGGAAGAGGCACACCAGACACUGGUGGUAUUAGUGGGUAUGGUGGAGGUGGUAGUCUUACUGAGUUCGAGCGGAAUAGUUGGAGAUGCUCUCACUGCAAAGUCUGGGGAACAUCAGUUUGGUGUGUCAGGGACGGACCUUCCGGCCCAAGAACUCUUUGCAAUAACUGUGGAUUCCUGUUUGAACGAGAUCGCAAAUUACCUCGAUCGGCCAAGGAUCUGCACAGACAAGACAUCCGCUCAAGUGAUUACAGAUGA
Sclerotinia sclerotiorum 1980 UF-70 is the source of this 1794-nucleotide messenger RNA. RefSeq lists its product as hypothetical. The record is from RefSeq and is a predicted model, not a curated record. Gene Ontology annotation, biological process: chromatin remodeling; regulation of transcription by RNA polymerase II. The transcript is spliced from 2 exons. Gene Ontology annotation, cellular component: nucleus; nuclear chromosome; RSC-type complex. Gene Ontology annotation, molecular function: sequence-specific DNA binding; zinc ion binding; transcription coregulator activity. The coding region runs from base 1 to 1794 and encodes 597 amino acids. NCBI's taxonomy places the organism in Eukaryota, Fungi, Ascomycota, Leotiomycetes, Helotiales, Sclerotiniaceae.